CCGUGAGGGUGUAGAGCCAGCUUUUAGUAUUCGACACGUUGCGGUGAGUGUCACGAUUGUAAGAUCACGACUUUACCUUCGGUUGUUUGUUAGUGUCAGUCGUAGCAGUAGUUAUGUGUUUCUAAACUUCGUAGAACUUCACCCACUCAUGUAUCAUGAUAGAUAUUCUGACACUCUUAGGAACCGAAGAUCUCUGACGUCGUCAGGUGUAGUGAGGCCCGUAGUGCGAUCCAACACUACCAUGGUGCUGUCAAGAUCAUCAUCAGACAAAGCAGUUCCCCACCCUCACUCUAUCAUCAAAGAGAGCGUGUUGGGCAGCACGACGAGGGGGUCGCGGCUGGUGAGGGAGGAGCCGAGGAGGGUCAGAUUUGCUCUGCCGGAAGAGAGGAGAUCGUCAGUGACAUCUGGAGUGGUAAUACCUAGUCACGGCACCAGGUACCUGCGUGGCACCCUGGCAGGCCCCGUCCCCGCCACUUCCCAUCAUCCUCCGCUGCUCUCUCAGGCGAGGGACAGUGACGAGGAUGGCCUCCGGGACACUCUACGUCGAGCAUCUGCCUCACCCCUUCCCGAGCCUACCAUCAACUACGCUGACUCCUCAGGCAGGUUUCAGAGGAGACUUACAGAAAAAGUGUCUAUGACAGCCCUGAGUUACUUGGCUUCCAAUGGCCCUGUGUCUUUACUGGAGAGUUUGCUGGCUAUGGAGGGAGUUGAUGUCAACAAACCUGACAAUGAAGGAAACACACCUCUCCACUUCGCUGCACAAGCUGGUCAGGUAGAAUGUGUCAAUUAUCUGCUAAGUCGUUGCCCUAUCAUCGAGGUCGACGCAAGAAAUAACCUCGGCUUUACUCCGCUGAUGAAGGCUGCUAUACAGGGUCGGACUAAAUGUGCCAAACUGCUACUCUUUGCUGGAGCCUCUCCUACGAUGAGGGACACAGGACGGGGUCUACGAGCAGAGCAGUGGGCGAGAUUCUGUGGCCGUUACGUGACGGCUGACGUGAUAGAGAAACUAUCCCGCCACCGCCUGCUAGAGCGCACCACCGCCUACGGUCGCUGGGGCAGCGAGCCAGAGCUGGGACCUCACAUGGUACACGGUCGUCUGCAACCUCCAGCAAUAACUGCCCUAGCACAGACACACCAAGGGAGCAUCAAGUCUCGUCUCAAAAAAGCAUUCCGCACCUCUUCUUCACCCAGUAACUCCUUCUCGCUUGUCACACAACUGACGACGGCAGCACUGUGCGCUUCCACUCCUGUCCUCCCUGACCCCAAUAGGGUUCCGCCCGUGGUAAAGUCACUGAUUCGCCCAUUGGCUGUUCCCAAGGUACAGGUGAUUCCCGAUGACUCCCCAAUCACUUCAAAGCCUUUGUGACACAAGCAGAGGAAAAGACACGAUUUUCCACCUCUUCCAAAUCGUCAUUGCCUUGUUUGAAUUAGUGAUUAGAUUGUCUACUUGAAUAAUUAUGUACAAUUCAAUUCAACUUAAUAGUACGUUACUCGGUGAGGUUGGUAAGUUAUCAAUUCCCUAUUUUGAAAAUUACCAUACAGAGAUGAUUUAUAAAUUUGCUUGUAAGACGAAGGGCUGUAAGUACAUAUGAUAAGCGUACUUCAUCUAAUUCAUCUACUACUACUAAGAAGUAUGUAUUUCUGUCAUAAUUUCUUAAACCUCAAAUGUUGAUCAAAAUGUAAAAUGCAUGUAAUCCAACGAGCAGCAGGAAAACUCCUGAUUUAUAGCUUGUGCGAUCUUUAUAAUUCAUACCUAUAAUUACAUUCAAACAAAAAAAAUAAUAAAAAUAAAUCCAUAAAUCUUUUAAAGUCUGAAAUUAGUUAUCUACUGAACUAAACGUACUGAUAAGUAUUGAUUUCUUCUCUAUAUCAAAUAGUGUGACUCUUGUGAUCGUAUUGUUACAAUAUUUUCCUAAAUAUAGCACAUAUACUAGUAAUAAUAUAUGAUGAUAUAAAUGUGUAUAUACUUAAGCAUCAAUUACCUUCAUUUUUAAUAUUUCUAUAUUAAUAAGUAUG
Molecule: messenger RNA, 2016 nt
Organism: Macrosteles quadrilineatus (aster leafhopper)
Lineage: Eukaryota; Metazoa; Arthropoda; Insecta; Hemiptera; Cicadellidae
Product: photoreceptor ankyrin repeat protein-like
Exons: 9
Coding region: 149-1366 (405 amino acids)
Molecular function (GO): protein binding
Source: RefSeq, a predicted model, not a curated record